ACGGUCCAGCUGAGCGGACGGACGGUCCUAAGUAUUAUUUAUAAUGUUCCCGCUGCUGAAUCGCUCGGUCUUCGUGGUCUGCCGCUGCUGCCUGGUGGAGCAGCCGGCGCAGUGCCACAGCAUUCGUGACAAUAAUCAGCUGAGCAUCGAGCUGCUCGCCCUGGCGCCCAAUCUACAGAUUGUGCCCAGCGAUGUCAUAUGUCAGCUGUGCCUGCAUCGUCUGCACGACGCCCUCGAGUUCCGGGAGCGCUGCGAGGAAUCUGAACGCAUCUUACGUGCCCGGCACGAGCAGGCACUGGACGAUGCGCUCGAGUGCCUCGAACGCGAAGUCGGCUGUCUGGAGCAGGCCAAAUCAACGUCCAUGUCAUCGCAGCUGGAACCGGUCGACUUCGGUACCAUGGAUUUGUCGGAUUUGUUUCGGUCCAGUUACGAGCAGCCAGAGACGACAUUUGCCAGCUGGAAUACCGGGACACUGAACACGCCCAUCCAUUUGCCAGCCACGCUGGAGCAACUGGAGGCAAGCAAUGCGCCCGCGGAGCAGCAGGGCGGCAGAGCGGACAGCAUGCCAGCGCCAGUUGAUGUGCCCAAGCGCAAAAGGGCGCCACGCAACAAGACGGGGACAACAACAGGUGGCGCGUCGCGUAGCAGGACACCAAAAUCGCUGCGUCCGUGCAGCGAGUGUGAGAAGAAAUUUACGCGCAACUUUCAGCUGAAGUUGCACAUGAUAUCGGUGCACGGACUGGGCGACGGGCUGCGCUAUGAGUGCGAGGUGUGCUCGAAGAGUUUCGCAUCGCGUCACAGCCUGCGCUAUCAUUUCACAUCGCUGCACUCGACGGAACGACCAUUUGCCUGCGAGCUGUGCGAUCGGCGUUUCGUGCUGCGCACCCAAUUGAUCUCGCACGCCCGCAUGCAUACGGGCGAAACGAAGCCGCGCAUCUUUGACUGCAGCGUCUGCGGCAAAACGUGGCCAACCAAAUCGGAUUUGCGCACCCAUAUGCGCUCCCACGAUCCAGACAUGUCCAAGCGGCCGUAUAAAUGUGAUAAGUGCAACAAGGCCUUCUUUACGCGGGGCCACCUCAACUCGCAUCAUUUGGUCCACACCGGCGAGAAGCCGUAUGCCUGCACCUACUGCGACAAGUCCUAUCAGAGCGUUGGCAAUCUCAACAAUCACACUCUGCGACAGCAUUCGAAUAUUAUUGAGGCACGGCUGAAUCUCAAAUACACAGACUCCAUGGAUAUUGAGACCUAGUGUGCGAUUCAAACACCAAAAAUUAGCUUAUUUUUUUUACCUAAGAAAAUAUUAAUAAACAAAAUUCCUUCCUAAAAACAACGCAUAAGAAAGUUAGCUAAUUCAAUGACUAGCAUCCGAAAAAAAUGCAUUAAAAUUCUAAAAUGCCCAAAAACUCAGCUCGUAUUAAAAAUGAAUAUCUGCUUUUGCAAAUUUCAAAGUUUCGCUCUGUACAUGUCGACCAGCUGGAAGUAUUAGCUAUGACAUCAGAUCAAAUCUGAAUAGAAAUUUGAAUAUAUAUUUAUAUGAAUAUAAUUUGAGAGCAUCCAAGCAAAAUGUUUCUAAAUGUUUUUGAUUAAAAAUCUAAAUUGAAUUCAAGUAAAUAUUUAA
Drosophila novamexicana is the source of this 1618-nucleotide messenger RNA. Its product is annotated as zinc finger protein 300. The transcript is spliced from 2 exons. Gene Ontology annotation, cellular component: nucleus. Gene Ontology annotation, biological process: regulation of transcription by RNA polymerase II. NCBI's taxonomy places the organism in Eukaryota, Metazoa, Arthropoda, Insecta, Diptera, Drosophilidae. The record is from RefSeq and is a predicted model, not a curated record. The coding region runs from base 44 to 1249 and encodes 401 amino acids. Gene Ontology annotation, molecular function: RNA polymerase II cis-regulatory region sequence-specific DNA binding; DNA-binding transcription factor activity; zinc ion binding.